This is a messenger RNA of Cyclopterus lumpus (lumpfish), 1305 nucleotides long. RefSeq names its product granzyme A-like. Gene Ontology annotation, molecular function: serine-type endopeptidase activity. The transcript has 5 exons. The coding region runs from base 67 to 846 and encodes 259 amino acids. NCBI's taxonomy places the organism in Eukaryota, Metazoa, Chordata, Actinopteri, Perciformes, Cyclopteridae. Gene Ontology annotation, biological process: proteolysis. The record is from RefSeq and is a predicted model, not a curated record.
UCAAAGAGAGAAGAAGAAGAAGAAGAAGAAGACGAAGAAGAAAGACAAGAAGAAAAAGAAGAAGGAAUGUUCUGCCCGAGGGAUUUCACUGUUUUCAUCUCCUGCGUGGUCCUCUUCAUCGUCGUCCAGUCCAGUCAUGGUUCAGAGAUUAUUGACGGGAAAGAAGUGAAGCCCCACUCGCUGCCUUUCAUGGCUCUGAUGGAGACCCCGAUGGAGAAUGAGAUCUGUGGGGGGGUACUGAUCCACCCAUCAUGGGUCCUGACUGCUGCCCACUGUGCCGCCGCUAAGGUGUUUCUUGGAGUGCACUCAGAAAAGGAAAAAGAGUCCAGCCAGGUCCGCGUUGUUAAGAAGAAAGUUCUUCACCCUUGCUAUGAUCCAACAGAUAAGGUCAACGACCUCAUGCUAGUCAAGCUCAACAAACCGGUUAAACAAACCACGAUGGUGAAAUGGCUCCGGUUGGGCAACACCGCCAAAGACCCGGCGGCCGGCACCAGCUGUCUGGUGGCUGGAUGGGGAAAAACAAACAACGUUGCCCGGAAGAUGUCGGACGUCCUGAAGUCCGUCAACGUGACCGUGAUCGACCGAGUGAAGUGCAACUCCCCAAAGUAUUACAACUUUCGUCCGAUCAUCACCAGAGACAUGAUAUGUGCCGGUUCCAACGGCCAAAACCACGCCGACACCUGUCAGGGGGAUUCGGGAGGCCCACUGCUGUGCGGUGGAGCGCUAGUCGGCGUCACGUCUUUUGGAAUUGGGUGUGGCGUGAUUGAUAAGCCUGGAGUGUACUCUUUCCUGUCAGAAAAACAGCUCGUCUGGAUCAAAAAGACCACGAACAAGUCUGAAAUAUAACGAGACUCUGCUUGUUUAACAAUAAUUCUGACCUUAAAUGUCUAAAAGUAAAAUGUCUAUCUUUGCUGUUAUUUUAUAUGUACAUUCACUUUAUCCUACAUUUGAUAUACGAAAGGGAUUUACAUUGCAGGGAUUUUUUUUUUCUAAAGCUGUAGACCAAAGAGCCAUCUCUUCUACACUAAAGUGAAAUUUUUCAAGCCGUCAACCAGAGAUUUACCACUUCCAGCAUCAGAAGCGUGAUUUGACUAUGAGGCUUUGGAAUCAACUCUUGUGGAACGAUUCUGUUCUAAAGGUUAAUUCACGGGCAGGUGAAUUAUUAUUCCCCCAUUAUUAAUCCAUAUUCUAACAAAUACGGCUUGAUAAACAACCAAACCAAUGCCUUGUUGCAGAGCCACCAAUAUAUGUUGUUAUUGUGUCGCUACUGUAAACUCUUAUUUUCACGCGUUCAUUGUUUUGCAG